Molecule: messenger RNA, 676 nt
Organism: Drosophila subobscura
Lineage: Eukaryota; Metazoa; Arthropoda; Insecta; Diptera; Drosophilidae
Product: ras-related protein Ral-a-like
Exons: 1
Coding region: 31-621 (196 amino acids)
Biological process (GO): Ras protein signal transduction
Cellular component (GO): plasma membrane
Molecular function (GO): GTPase activity; GTP binding; GDP binding
Source: RefSeq, a predicted model, not a curated record
UUUAAUUCCCUCUCCUAUUGAUUGUCCGGAAUGAGUAUUCAGAAAUCACUUUACAAGGUCGCUAUGGUGGGAAGUGGGGAUGUGGGCAAGUCGGCCCUAACGCUACAGUUCAUGUACAACGAAUAUGAAGAGGAGUACGAGCCCACCAAGGCGGAUAUCUACGGGAAGACCAUUCAGCUGGAUGGUGAGGAAGUACAAAUCGAUAUUCUGGACACGGCCAGCCAGGAGGUCUGUGCCGUGAUCAGAGAUAGCUAUUAUCGCCGUUCCGAUGGUUUCCUGUGUGUCUUCUCGGUCACAAAUGAGAAAAGCUUUCAGGCUACCCAUGAAAUCAGAGAACUCGUAUUGCUGCUGAAAAACAAUGAGAGAGUGCCAUUUCUGCUGGUUGGCAACAAAUGCGAUUUGAAGGAGAAGCGCAAGGUGCCGCUGAGCGAGUGCCAGGCGACUGCUCAAAAGUGGGGCGUCCCCUAUGUGGAGACUUCGGCCAAGUUAUACCAGAAUGUGGAUCGAAUAUUUUUGGAUUUGAUGCGCCAAAUAAGAUCCAGAAGAGCAGUGGACUCGAAUGAGCCAAACGAAAGAAGGAAAGCCAUGAAAAAGGGCUGGCAUAAGUGUGCCAUUCUUUAGGGAUUGAAUAGAAGAUAGUUUGCAGUGGCUGCCGGAAGUCUUUAUGUAUCUGGAG